Messenger RNA from Didymodactylos carnosus, 1969 nucleotides. Lineage: Eukaryota; Metazoa; Rotifera; Eurotatoria; Philodinida; Philodinidae. The record is from the annotation of a GenBank genome assembly.
AUGGCGCACGAUGCUCCUCCUUCUACUAUCCACAAAGUUCGGGUGGAGUGGAUGUGGAAGAGUAAUACUAAUCCUUGGUGUCCACUACAAGCAGCCGAGUGGCGUUCUUACUCUGAUAUAGAGAUUGACAUGAUAGAACAAGCAUUCAACAAGAAGGAGACACACGUACUACUUGAUAAUUUUCAUAUUAUUUUUGAGCAUUUUAUCCAAAUCUCCAACACAGAUGAGAGAAAUCAACGUCUAGUAAAACGAUGUAUUGUGAAUAAAACAGAAGAAAAACUCAGAGAAGAACGUUUCUUCGCAAAUGCCAUAACGCCUACCAAAGUAUUUACUGAAGGUUGGUCGUCGGAAAGCAUAUUUAUCAAAACAACUUUGGGACAUUUUGAUCUUAAUAAUUAUCCAUUGUCUGACUAUCAACGUCGUAUGUUGGUGGAUAGUGCAUGUAAAGGUCUACUAAUAGAAGGUAAAGAAGCGGGUAAACUGAGACAAGCAAUGUGGAUGGAGCAACAACUUAUCAUGGUGAAAAACGGUACAGAAAGGGAAAUAGCUGAGACAUGUGCUUAUCUCUAUACGACGGAUUCUUUCCUCCAUAGGAAGCUUAAUGAAUGUAUGAAACUGCUGGGAGAUGAUAAAUAUGAAAAUUUCUGGAGAAGCAAAGUUUCGACACUGGGACCAUUUGCCUACUUAUUUCGAGAUUUAAGUAUCCUAACUAUGAAUAGCAGAAAGGCGACUGUAUAUCGUGGAAUGAAUUUGUGCGACGAUUUAAUUAAACAAUUGAUAGAGAUAAAAGAAGGGGAAAAGUGUUCCCUUCCCGCUUUCACAUCGACCAGCCGAAAUAGAGAGAAAGCCGUGUUUAUAAACGGUAAUGUUCUUGUGGAAAUUGACAUUGAUGACGUUCGAUGUGUAGCAAUUACAACACAUGGAGUAUCUUGUGUGAAAAUGAUUCAAAACAGGUAUUUUCAAAAACCUCAGUUUUCAGACAUCUACCGCCCAUCAAAGAACAAUCGGCUGUAUUUCAAUGAAGUAAAAACAUGUGUUCAGUGUUUGUUCUGAAUUUCAAUGGGCGUGUUCUAAUAACAAAAAUUAGAAUUCAGUGGUUCUAUUCUGAAUAAAUGCGAUCUUUAAUAAAAAGAAAUGAAGCGGAAUAUUUUAAACGCGCAAAAUCUCACUCAUUUCGAAUCAUAAACCGAAAAUUUGUGUUUCAUUCGAUUACUGAGAUUCCCAGCUACAUAAUGGUGAAAACAUUUUUUCGAAGAAGUUCAAAAAUAAGGUCAGGAGACUGAACUUACUACAGUUGCUGAGUUUUCCUAGUUACUAAUAUACUUGAAUAUACGUUUGGUAUAUAAAAAAAGAUAUAUAUCUCUUCCAUAUCUAUAUGUUCUGAUGUAUACUCGUCGACUGAUAUAAAGGAAAAAGGAUGAAGAAAGCGCGGCGUCAGUCUACACAGACACCAGUCUUAAUGUAUAUGUUAUAUUUAUGAGUUGCGUGCAAGUACAAUCGCUUUUUAGCAGUGUUUUGACUCUGGUUUUGGUUCCUGUGAUCUGAUUUUCAAACUUUCUCUUUCAGUUUACUCCUCACGGUCUCUCUCAUUGCGACAUAAAAUUCCAGCACUUAGCCACACCACUUGACCAAGUUAUAUGCUUUGCAAGUUGAAAAGACAAACUUUUUCGAUGAGUCAUCGAAGAAAAAAUGGGAGGAGUAACGAAGGAAAGUUUGAAAAAGUAGUACAGUACGUUUUGUACAGUAUUCAAUUCUCUAUCGAACUAUGGGAUUCACUUUUGGAGCCCUUCUUCUUAACGUGCACGUUUUUCGUCAAAACACUUUGACAUACUUUUGUGUAGAGAAACACAAAAUGCGUUGUGCUUAGAGGUGUAAGCCGAGCAGUUAGGCGGCGGCGGUGGCUCGUAAUUUUUCAAUUUUAUAAAAGUUCGGCGACGGCUGAUUCAGAUCUGUGACCCGGUCGGCGGCG